Messenger RNA from Gossypium raimondii (Peruvian cotton), 375 nucleotides. RefSeq lists its product as uncharacterized. The coding region runs from base 1 to 375 and encodes 124 amino acids. The transcript has a single exon. The record is from RefSeq and is a predicted model, not a curated record. Lineage: Eukaryota; Viridiplantae; Streptophyta; Magnoliopsida; Malvales; Malvaceae.
AUGGAAGACUUGGGAUCCAAAGCGUAUGGAGAUGUGAAAAUGCAGCAGAUAGAGAGCUAUAAGGGACCCAAUUCGUCAUAUGGGAAUGGCAUCCACAGCAAGCAAGAUCUCAGUUGUUACAGUGCUUCCCACGCUUCAACAGUGCGACAAGGGCAGACCCAGGUGCAGAAUACCGAUGCCAAGUUCAGAAAAGGAAAGUCCGGGUGUUGUUCGAAAAGCUGGAGUUUAAAUGAUCCGGAGUUGCAGAGGAAGAAGAGGGUAGCAAGCUAUAAGGUUUACGAUGUUGAGGGAAGAGUAAAAGGGUCUUUGAAGAAGAGUUUUAGGUGGCUCAAGGAUAGGUACACCAGGAUUGUUUAUGGGUCUUCCUUUGAAUAG